AUGAUGGUUAAUUUCACUUGGUUCUAUUUGUUACUUUUAGCUUCUGCUGCCUCUUUAUUUCCCACACCUCCUGACAAUGAUGAUUUUUAUAAUCCUCCAUCAGGUUAUGAAAAUCAACCAAAUGGCGCAAUCUUAAAAUCAAGACCGGUUCCGCAUACAAUUACAAACCUUAUUAGUUCAAUUAAGAUCGAAGGUGCUUGGCAACUUUUAGUUAAGAGUGAAGAUUCUUUCAAUAAUCCAAAUGCUAUAGUUACCACAAUUUUAAAACCAUUUAAUGCUGAUCCUGAAAAAGUUGUUAGUUAUCAGGUAUACGAAGAUUCUGCAAGUAUUCAGUGUUCUCCUUCAUAUGCCCUUCAGUCAGGUUCUCCAAUUAAUACGUUAGCUACACUGUCUGAAAUUUACUUUAUUGCUGCUUUAUUAAACCAAGGGUAUUAUGUUAAUAUUCCUGAUUAUGAAGGUCCAAAAUCCGCAUUUUGCGCGGCUUAUCAAUCUGGUUAUGCGGCUUUAAAUUCAAUUAGAGCUGCACUUGCAAGUGGUGAAACAACAGGUAUUUCGAAUAUGGCACGCUCCGUUCUUUGGGGGUAUUCAGGGGGAACCAUUCCUAGCAGUAUGGCAUCCGUAUUGAUCUCAUCAUAUAGUCCUGAUAUAGUUUCGAACGUUAUUGGAGUUGCUGUAGGAGGUUUUGUUAGUAAUAUAUCAGCUACUGCAGAAAUUUGUGAUGGUAAAUUUUGCGCCGGAAUAAUUCUGAAUGCAUUAGGAGGAUUAUCAAAUGAAUAUCCAGCUUUUAAGUCAUUUUACGACUCACAAAUAAAUCCAUUAUUACUAUUUAAUUGGAAUUUGAAAGAUAAACAUUGUUUACUUGAUUCAUUGAUUUAUUACUUCAAUCAACAUUUCAUUCUGGGUGUAUUUAGGUAUAUCAGAGAUAGUUGGGCAACAAUCAAUCAAGAACCAAUCAAAACAAUUUUAGAAUCAAACAGUUUAGUUUAUCAAAAGCAACUAGUUCCAAAAGUUCCAAUUUUUAUUUAUCAUGGUACAAUAGAUCAAGUUGUACCAUUUGUUAAUUCAUUCAAGACUUUUAAUCAAUGGUGCGAAGCAGGUGUUGAGUCAGCUGAAUUUGCAGAAGAUUUAACUAAUGGGCAUAUUACGGAGACAAUUGUAGGCGCUCCUGCCGCACUUACAUGGAUUAUUGAUAGGUUUAAUGGUGUUCCUCCAGUUAAAGGUUGUCAACAUACUCAAAGAUUAAACAAUUUCUUGUAUCCAAAUAUUGCACCAUCAAUUUUAACCUAUUUCAAAUCAGCAUUUGAUGCAAUUACUGGUAUGAAGUUGGGUGGAGAUGUAACCAAAGAUCAAAUUUCAAUUGGUGCCUUACAAGGUUUGAUAAAUUUAAAUUUCAAUCACAAUUGA
Insectozyma verbasci is the source of this 1404-nucleotide messenger RNA. NCBI's taxonomy places the organism in Eukaryota, Fungi, Ascomycota, Pichiomycetes, Serinales, Debaryomycetaceae. The record is from the annotation of a GenBank genome assembly.